CAGGUGUUUUGUUGUCUGUGAGAAGCGAAACUUUCGCCUGCACAGCAGACCAAUUGGGCUUCUAGAAAGAUUUGUUUUAACAAUCUCCAGUCUAUAGAUCUCUUUUCCAAAACAGUCAGCUGAGCAAUGGGGAAUUCUACGGGCUGCACUGUGGACGACCUGCAGGCCGUUGAAAUGCAUCUUUGGUAUAAGAAGUUCAUGACCGAGUGUCCAUCGGGUCAGCUCACACUGCAUGAGUUUAAACAGUUUUUUGGACUCAAAUGUCUGGAUCCAGAAGCUAAUGCUUACAUUGAGCAGAUGUUCCGCACCUUUGACAUGAACAAGGAUGGAUAUAUAGAUUUCAUUGAGUAUGUGGCAGCUCUCAGUCUAGUAAUGAGAGGCAAGAUGGAGCACAAACUGAGGUGGUACUUCAGACUUUAUGAUGUGGAUGGCAAUGGCUGCAUAGACAGACAUGAGCUCCUAAAUAUCAUCAAGGCCAUCCGCGCCAUCAAUGGCAGUGAGACGCAGGAAUUGAGCGCCGAGGAGUUCACAAACCGUGUAUUUGAUAGGAUUGACAUCAAUGGAGAUGGUGAGCUGUCUCUGGAGGAGUUUGUAGCGGGAGCACGCAGUGAUGAAGACUUUAUGGAGGUGAUGAUGAAGAGUUUAGACCUCACGCACAUAAUGGCCAUGAUACAUAACAGGAGACACAGCGUAUAAGAGCCUGUCCACAUUCACACAUCUGAACGGCCUGGUCUUACGGACUCUUCUCAAACUACACCAUCCUUAUUGAUUGGGUGAAUGAGACUUUCUAAUUAUACAACACUUUCAAGAACAAGCUACAGAGGCAAAGAGAUGAAAAUGGUGUGGGACGUCCCACAUCUAAUAUACUGUUUAUCAGGAAAACGCCAUCUUGAAAGACACAGAGAGAGGCUUCAUGAGAAAAAUGUCAAUCUAAUGUGGACAAGUCCAUUUGUAGGGUUUAAUUAUUAUUUAUUACUUUUGGCAAAAAAGAGGAAAACAUUGUUUUCUCCUUUUAUAUAUAUAUAUAUAUUGCUCAUACUAGAUUGAAAAAUAGCUGAUUAAUAUUAGGUAAAUGAUAAUAUUCCCAUGAACCAUAAAGAUUUUGGGUUAAAAUGUAUAAGAAUGUAUACAUUUAUAUGAAUGUACAAAAUAUAUAUUAGGUGGUGUGACUAGUCACCAUUUGUUUUUUACCAUCACUCCACAUUUUCAACAUUUGAAUCACUUUUUAACUUGGAAGUUCACCUCAACAGCUACUGUAAGCAAUGGGUCAACAGAACAUUUAGAAAAAAAAGAAAAGCUAAUGAGGUCAUAAACUUCAUUGCAAAUAUUAUAUUGUCAAUAAAUAAUGCAAUGUCUUUGGAGUAUAGCAUGUCACAGCAGAGAUUUCAAUGCUUGAAAUUUCAUGACACUACCCUAAUACAACCUAUACUAAGUCUGGAAUUCUUACUUGUGUAAUAGAUAUGCGCAUAAUGUGAAUGUGGCUUGUUGUGUGUUUGCAAAUCUGUUAAACAGUUUCUUUGAAGCCAUAGUCACUUUCUAAAGGUGCCUUCUGUUGUAGGACUACAGUAUCUAUUUUUGUAUUGCUCAUAAACUGCUUGUGCUUCUAUCUGUACAUUAAAAUGUAAUAAAUAACAGGUCUAAGUUCAUGCAUGAAAUAAUUAUUUGCAG
This is a messenger RNA of Xyrauchen texanus (razorback sucker), 1668 nucleotides long. Its product is annotated as guanylyl cyclase-activating protein 1-like. Lineage: Eukaryota; Metazoa; Chordata; Actinopteri; Cypriniformes; Catostomidae. The record is from RefSeq and is a predicted model, not a curated record. The transcript is spliced from 4 exons. Gene Ontology annotation, molecular function: calcium sensitive guanylate cyclase activator activity; calcium ion binding. The coding region runs from base 127 to 696 and encodes 189 amino acids.